Molecule: messenger RNA, 534 nt
Organism: Schistosoma mattheei
Lineage: Eukaryota; Metazoa; Platyhelminthes; Trematoda; Strigeidida; Schistosomatidae
Source: the annotation of a GenBank genome assembly
AUGGCCCGUCAGUCGCGUGGAUUGGAAUCUAAAAGAGUGACAGCUGAAUUGUUCACUUUGACAUAUGGUGCUCUUGUUGCUAAUAUUGUUAGAGAUUUCGAUACAGAUGCAGAAAUUAAUGAACAGUUGGACAAAAUCGGAUUUAAUAUUGGUCUAAAGUUGGUUGAAGACUACUUAGCGCGUGGGAAUCCUGGUCGUUGUAACGAUUUCAAAGAAACCGCUGAAGCAGUCGUGAAAGGCUUCAAAAUCUUUUUGGGUAUAACUCCAACUAUUUGUAAAUUCAGUUCAGCUGGUGAUGAAUUCAGUCUUGUAUUGGAGAAUAAUCCUUUGACAGAAUUUGUUGAUCUUCCUGCUGAACACCAAAACCUACUUUAUUCCAACGUAUUGGCUGGUGCGAUACGUGGUGCUUUGCAUAAUGUACAACUUGAAGUUGAGGCUCGAUUUGUUCAAGAUCAAUUACGUGGUGAUCAAAUCAAUGAGAUACGCGUAAAAUUUAUUCGUCGUAUAGAAGAAAUUAUUCAAGGAGAUGAUUAA